This is a messenger RNA of Laetiporus sulphureus 93-53, 1906 nucleotides long. RefSeq names its product Phosphoribosylaminoimidazole carboxylase. The transcript has 4 exons. Gene Ontology annotation, biological process: 'de novo' IMP biosynthetic process. The record is from RefSeq and is a predicted model, not a curated record. The annotation marks the transcript as partial. Gene Ontology annotation, molecular function: metal ion binding; phosphoribosylaminoimidazole carboxylase activity; ATP binding. Lineage: Eukaryota; Fungi; Basidiomycota; Agaricomycetes; Polyporales; Laetiporaceae.
CAAUGGACAAGGUGGUCGGGAUUUUAGGAGGCGGCCAGCUUGGCCGUAUGCUUGCAGAAGCGGCGUCUCGCCUCAACGUUGAUGUUGUCAUCCUUGAUGUCGGAGAAGAUGCACCUGCGAAGCAGAUCGUCGCUCAAAGGCCUCCUCGCAUUAUGCAUGUCAAUGGCUCCUUCACCGACCCGGCCAAGAUCCGCGAGCUGGCGUUGAAGGUGGACGUCCUUACCGUGGAGAUCGAACACGUCGAUGUCUCUGUUCUGGAUGAUGUGCAGCCUUCGCUUCCUCUUGGCGUGCAUCCCAGCCCGUCCACGAUCCGAAUAAUCCAAGAUAAGUUCGUUCAAAAGCAGCAUCUGGCCGCACAUAGUUGUCCGGUGUCCGACUUUAUGCAAGUUGACUCUACCGUUGAGUGCGUUCGCUCGGCGGCGAAAAAACUAGGGCUACCAUUGAUGCUCAAGAGCCGUACGCUGGCAUACGAUGGCAGGGGAAACUUUGUCGUUCGCGACGUAUCCCAGAUCGACGACGCUAUCCACGCUCUCGGUGACCGGCCAUUAUAUGCGGAAAAAUGGGUGCCAUUCAUCCAAGAGAUCGCCGUCAUCGUAGUGCGCUCGGCAGCUGGCCAGGUUGUGUCUUAUCCAGCCGUGGAGACAGUUCACAAGGACAACAUAUGCCAUCUUGUGUUUGCUCCUCUGCGCUCAAGCGACCCUGCCGUCGCUUCUCGCGCUCGUUCUAUAGCGGAAACAGCAGUCAAGACGUUGCACGGAUCUGGUGUAUUUGGAGUUGAGAUGUUCCUCAUGGCAGACGGCAUGUUAUAUCUGAACGAGAUUGCUCCACGGCCACAUAACUCAGGACACUAUACCAUUGAGGCAUGCGAGACAUCUCAAUACGAGAAUCAUCUGCGCGCGGUUUUAUCUCUGCCACUUGGUUCCACGGCUCUUAAGGUUCCUUCGGCGGUAAUGCUCAACCUUUUGGGCGCAUCAGACAGCAUGGAAGAGAUCAAGACGGUAGCAGAAUAUGCACUCUCCAUACCUGGUGCAAGUAUCCACCUCUAUGGUAAGACAGUCUGCCGAAAAGGUCGCAAGAUGGGACACAUCACCAUCGUCGCGGACUGCGAUGCUGAACUCCACGAACGCCUGCGGCCCCUUCUUCAACAGCUUCCGUCACCGAGCGACGAGAAAGAGAUCGAGAUAUACUCGCCGCUGCCUCCGGACAAGGGUCAUUCGCACCGUAGACCGCUCGUUGGCGUUAUCAUGGGCUCCGACUCGGAUUUGCCGGUAAUGCUCGCCGCGGCACAUAUCCUCGACCGUUUCAGCGUGGCAUACGAAUUGACGAUCGUCUCUGCGCACCGCACACCCGACCGCCUGGUGGAAUAUGCACGGUCGGCGGCAUCGAGGGGACUGAGGGCGAUCAUUGCUGGCGCUGGCGGUGCGGCUCACCUUCCGGGAAUGGUUGCGGCGAUGACUGCACUUCCCGUUAUCGGUGUGCCGAUUAAGGGCAGCUCGCUUGAUGGCGUUGAUUCACUGCAUAGCAUUGUGCAGAUGCCCAGGGGAGUGCCUGUUGCAACGGUUGCCAUCAAUAAUGCAACAAAUGCUGGAUUGCUGGCGGUUCGCAUGUUAGGGAAUGGGAUCCCACAUCUAAUUACUGCUAUGGACAGCUAUCAAAAAGAAAUGGAAGGAGAGGUGAUGGCCAAAGUGGAGAAGCUUAAUAAAUAUGGCUGGGAAGAGUAUGGGGCGAAGCAGUGAACUUCAUUUGAAUGUUCGAACGGUUGUAUAUUGCGUCUUUCCACAACAAGACAUUGUCACUUGGCACUCAACUCGAUAUUGCACCGUCGAAUAUCCUUAAUACCUCGGAACCACUGCUCUGUAUGUGUGUCUCCAGACAAUGGCAUAACAAACUGGCCAGCGGACGUAUU